UGCGACGCCUUUUUCUUCCUCCUCUCUCACCUCUCCGUGUUUGUGUGCUGUCGAACUCUCCGGCAGUUUUCAGAUAGAGAAUCGUCGCCGGAGUUCGAUCUAUUAUUUAUUACGGUUUUUUGUGCGCUUUGACGAUUCUUCAUGGGUUCAAUGAAGAGGAAAUCGGCAGAAGAACCGACGGAUUCUUCUCCGCCGCAGAAGCUGCAGAGAGAGGAUGAUUCUCCCGUCACCGCCGAGUUGGUGGGUUGCAUCCACGAUGUCUCGUACCCGGAAAAUUACGUUCCUCUGGCGAUCAAGACGACCGGUCCAGGAGAUAAGAGACCGGCGAAAGAGUUCUCGUUCACUCUUGACCCCUUUCAGUCUGAAUCUAUUAAGUGCCUCGAUAAUGGCGAGUCAGUAAUGGUUUCGGCUCAUACUUCUGCUGGGAAAACGGUUGUUGCUUCAUAUGCUAUUGCCAUGUCUUUGAGGGAGAAGCAGAGGGUUAUUUACACGUCGCCCAUUAAGGCACUUAGCAAUCAAAAGUUCAGAGAUUUCAAAGAAGAGUUUGCUGAUGUUGGUUUGAUGACCGGGGAUGUGACGAUCGAGCCUAAUGCUUCUUGCCUGGUCAUGACGACAGAGAUCUUGCGUAGCAUGCAGUAUAAGGGGUCAGAGAUUAUGAGGGAAGUUGCAUGGAUCAUCUUUGACGAGGUACAUUACAUGCGUGAUAGCGAGAGAGGAGUGGUUUGGGAAGAGAGCAUUGUAAUGGCUCCGAAGAAUUCCCGUUUUGUGUUUCUAUCAGCUACUGUGCCCAAUGCCAAAGAAUUUGCCGAUUGGGUUGCAAAGGUUCACCGACAACCAUGUCACAUUGUUUACACUGAUUAUCGGCCAACACCUCUUCAGCACUACGUCUUUCCUGCCGGAGGUAAUGGCCUCUAUUUGGUGGUCAACGAAAAGGGUAAAUUCCAUGAGGAUAGCUUCCAAAAAUCUUUAAACGCCCUGAUUCCUUCUAAUGAGGCUGACAAGAAAAGAGGGAAUGUAAAGCUUCAAAAGGGGUUAGUGGUCGGCAAACUUGGUGAAGAAAGCGACAUCUUCAAAUUGGUAAAGAUGAUUAUUACGCGUCAAUAUGAUCCUGUGAUAUUGUUCAGUUUCAGCAAGAAAGAAUGUGAGGCACUUGCAAUGCAGAUGUCAAAGAUGGAUUUAAACAAUGAUGACGAGAAAGACCUUGUGGAGGCAAUCUUUACAAAUGCUAUUGAUGGGCUUUCAGAUGAUGAUAAGAAGCUACCACAGGUUGUUAAUAUUUUACCGAUCUUAAAACGCGGUGUAGGUGUGCACCAUUCUGGUUUGCUUCCAAUUUUGAAAGAAGUAAUUGAGAUAUUAUUUCAAGAAGGUCUUAUAAAGUGUUUGUUUGCAACAGAGACUUUCAGUAUUGGAUUGAACAUGCCUGCAAAAACAGUUGUAUUUACAAAUGUGCGUAAGUUUGAUGGAGACAAGUUCCGAUGGUUAUCUAGUGGAGAGUACAUACAAAUGAGUGGUCGUGCCGGGCGUCGAGGUAUUGACAAGCGUGGUAUCUGUAUCCUCAUGGUUGAUGAGAAGAUGGAACCUGCUAUUGCUAAAUCAAUGCUCAAAGGAAGUGCUGAUUCUUUAAACAGUGCCUUCCACUUGAGCUAUAACAUGCUUCUUAAUCAAUUGCGGUCUGAAGAUGGUGAUCCUGAGAAUCUGCUUCGGAAUUCUUUCUUCCAGUUCCAGACUGACCGUGCUAUUCCUGACCUUGAGAAACAAGUGAAGGUCCUUGAGGAAGAGAGAGAUUCUAUGAUUAUAGAAGAAGAAGAAAGCUUAAAGAAUUACUAUAAUCUAAUCCAACAAUAUAAGAGUCUGAAGAAGGAAAUCCGUGAUAUCGUGUUUUCCCCAAAGCAUUGUUUACCCUUUUUGCGGCCUAAUAGGGCUGUGUGUAUUUAUUGCACCAGCGAUGAUGAAGAGCAACCAUCUUUCUCUGCUGAAGACAAGGAUUCAUGGGGAGUGAUAUUGAAAUUUACCAAAGUCAAAAGCUCCUGUGAAGAUGAUGCGAAUAUAAGACCAGAAGAUGCAAAUUACACGGUAGAUGUUCUGACUAGAUGUGUAAUUAGCAAAGAUGAAGUCGGGAAGAAGAAAUUUAAGAUUGUGCCACUCAAGGAGCGAGGAGAGCCUGCUAUCGUAUCUGUUCCCUUAUCUCAGAUUAAGAGUAUGAGUAGUGCAAUCAUGAAUAUACCAGCAGAUCUUUUGCCACUGGAAGCUCGAGAGAAUGCUCUGAAGAAGGUUUCUACAUUACUUUCUAGACAUCCCCAUGGAUUACUCCUUGAUCCCGAAGCAGACAUGAAGGUUCGGAGCAGCUCAUACAAGAAGGCGAUCCGUCGUCUGGAGGCUCUAGAAAACCUAUUUGAGAAACACAAAAUUGCAGAAUCUCCUCUGAUUGAACUAAAGCUGAAAGUUCUACACAAGAAAGAAGAGCUAAAUGCAAAGAUUAAAUCACUGAAAAAAACUGUAAGAUCCUCAACGACGUUGGCGUUUAAGGAUGAACUUAAGGCCAGAAAACGUGUUUUGCGGAGACUCGGAUACGUCACAAGUGAUAACGUUGUAGAGUUGAAGGGGAAGGUUGCCUGUGAAAUCAGUAGUGCAGAAGAAUUGACAUUAACAGAGCUCAUGUUCAGCGGAGUUUUCAAAGAAAUAAAGGUAGAAGAGUUGGUUUCUCUUCUCUCUUGUUUCGUGUGGCAAGAGCGACUUCCCGACGCCGCUAAACCACGGGAAGAACUCGACUUGCUCUUCAUCCAAUUACAAGAAACCGCUAGACGGGUUGCCAAGGUUCAGCUCGACUGCAAGGUCCAGAUCGAAGUGGAGAGUUUUGUGAACUCGUUCAGACCCGACAUAAUGGAAGUGGUGUACGCGUGGGCGAGAGGGUCGAAGUUCUACGAGAUCAUGGAGAUGGCUCACGUUUUCGAAGGGAGCUUGAUAAGGGCAAUCAGGAGACUGGAGGAAGUUCUUCAGCAGCUCAUAGUAGCUGCAAAAUCCAUUGGAGAAACAGAGCUCGAGACCAAGUUCGAAGAUGCAGUUUCUAUGAUCAAGAGAGACAUUGUUUUUGCAGCUUCUCUCUACUUGUGAUAACCCAAGAAGAGUUUCUUUCUCUUUUUAGGGUUUUUGGCAGAAUGGAAGAUUGUUUCAGAUGAAUAUUUGUAGUUUAUUAUCAAGAUUUCCGAGUGAAAUGUGAAAUCAAUUCUGGGUUCAGAUA
Molecule: messenger RNA, 3238 nt
Organism: Tarenaya hassleriana
Lineage: Eukaryota; Viridiplantae; Streptophyta; Magnoliopsida; Brassicales; Cleomaceae
Product: DExH-box ATP-dependent RNA helicase DExH9
Exons: 14
Coding region: 142-3111 (989 amino acids)
Biological process (GO): RNA catabolic process; maturation of 5.8S rRNA
Cellular component (GO): nucleus
Molecular function (GO): ATP binding; RNA binding; RNA helicase activity
Source: RefSeq, a predicted model, not a curated record